AUGUCUCCAUCAUCCCCAAAAAAGAGCGCUACUUCUCCUAAACGUAGUGCUGCACCUACUGAUGCAUCCCUAAAGACAUGCAAGUGUACAGAUGCAUGCAAAUGUACUGCUGAAGGAAAGCCUUGUGUUUGCUCCACUGCUGCCUCUCCAACUCGCAAUAAGUCCCCUGUAGAAAAGGCGCCUGUUUCGCCUGCCAAGGCACCUGCGAGUCCAUCUAAAGCAUCGUCCGUGUCUCCCGUUAAGCCUGGUUCUCCUACCAAGAGUUCAUCUAGUCAUGCUCACCAAAGCACUCAGCCAUGCCACUGCACUAGUGAUGGACUCAGUACAUGCACGUGCAAGGCUUCUGGCGCUUCCUCUUGUGAAUGUAAGGAUGUCAAGACUUCUCGACCUAGUUCUCCUUCAAAAACUUCUGCUGCCAAACGCAAGCACCCUAGCUGUUCAUGCGAGGGAGCUUGCAAAUGCGAGGGAACUUGCAAAUGCGCUAGCAAGUCUCAGUCGUCUUCUCCCACUCGCUCAUCUGCUGCUGGCUCUCCUUCCAAAACCACUGCCGAUGCUUCGGUGAAAAGAUCCAAGACUGCUGCUCCAUCCUCUGACAAGUCACCAACUUCUGGUUCGUCUCCACAACACCACUCUGCAGCAGCCAAAAAGGCAUGCUGCUGUGGAGAAUUUGUCAUGAUAUUCGUUGUCUAUCUGCUGAGCGAGGUGGAGUCGUUGAAUAGUUUAUUUUUAGAGGAACAUCAAAAGCAGAUCCAUCCACGUGAUCAAGUUUGA
This is a messenger RNA of Batrachochytrium dendrobatidis JAM81, 771 nucleotides long. RefSeq lists its product as uncharacterized. Bases 1 to 771 code for a protein of 256 amino acids. The record is from RefSeq and is a predicted model, not a curated record. Lineage: Eukaryota; Fungi; Chytridiomycota; Chytridiomycetes; Rhizophydiales. The transcript is spliced from 3 exons.